CUUGAAUUUACGUGGUUUUAUUGUUUAUCACAGGCCAGUUGGUGUUUAUCUUUGGUAUUUCACUUCACUGAUUAACUAUCAAACUGCGUGCAGAGCUCUCAGAUUCACGUUGUUUUAGAGCAGACGGGAGGGGCUUGUGAGGGAAAGAUAGAGCUCAGCCUCCCGAUCUCUUUCUGAAUAAACAGGACCUGCACACUGACAUCACAUCCACACCUCCUCAGACCGCGCAAAGGCGAGCUGGAGGAGAAUGCAGCAAAAUAAAAGUGUGAUCCAGUGAAAACACCGGCUGAUAUUGAAAUGAACUCUGACAUCAAGUCUGGACAAUCUGUUGCUAAUGAGAAAGGUACCUUUUGAUAUGGAUACGAACGGAGACAUGGAAAUGAAGUCAGAAGACGGGAUCAACAGGAAGAAACAAUAUCAAACACUGCUUAGCAGACUUCGCCUUGAAGAAAAAAUGGUUAAUUCCCUGAAAUUAGGUAUAAAACAGGAUGUUGAUGUAUCUGAGAAAGAUGUGGCUUAUACUUUUCUCCAGAGGUUGAUGAUGUUAGACUACAGAGCCAGAUAUAUUCCUACAAAAAAAGAAAAUACAGAGUUAAGCCAUUCCGACCCUUUGGAAAAUAUAUUCACUGAUGAUACUGAGGAUGAUGACUUGGAUGACUGUUUCAGCACCAAUGAUGACUUUGAUCAAUCUAAUCUCCAGACUCACGUGCAUCCAAUGGAUGUUCAGAUGGCAGUGUUUCACUGCUCAGACAGCUUUUUUAAGCAGAACAUGAUAACAAAGCUCUCCCAGUGUCAGUAUGCCUUACCUUUGCUUGUUCCUGACCCAGUAACAAUGGAUAUUGAAUGUCCUCUGUGGACAUUCAGACAAAUAAGAAAGACAUGGAAGAUAUCAGAGAUGAAAGAUGACUCAAACGUGGUCACCAUGAAGAGUAUGCCCAUCUGCAAAGCUGAGACACCCAUGGUCUCAUUCCUCCGCUUGGGUUCACCAUCUCUGUCUAAAUCUCAGCUGAUGAACACUUUGAUCAACGAUCGUCACAACACCUUCUUCCACAGAAACUGCCCAGGUAGCACCGAGUCUCGCCACCUGAUGGAUGGUGUUGCAGAGAUUGCCUGGUACUGCCCCGCUGGGAAACCCAACGAUGCCUUCACUGACUGCAUCGCCUUCUGUAAUCUUCAUGGUGACGCUCUGUCGUUUGAAAAACAGCGUGAAAUACUGACUGACAAAUCUUCAGUCAAUGUGGUACUUGUACCAACUCUGGAAAAAAAUGAUAAAAGCAGUGCAGUGAUCUCGGCCCUUUACAAGUGUGAAAAACCUCUCAUUUGUCUCAUUGCUGAUAGCGAUGGUGUUGGUGUUGAAAGGAAAAAGGGAAAAUACAAAAUGGGUUUGAACAAAAGAAGCCAGUCAGAAAUUUCUGAAGAACUGAGAGAAAUCAUUAAGAAGAUUAUGUCUCGAUCUCAUUCACUCUUCCAGCUUGAGUCCAUGAAUAAAGUUUGUGGAAUCAAAGUGGAUGAAGACGACACAGUCUGCCAAAAAGGGAAAUCUGCAGCAAUGAAAAUUGUGCAAUUGCUUCAGGGGAUCGACGUUUCAAAUAUCAAAGAUAGAUAUCUUCCUUGUCAAGGUCAACUGUGGAAGGAAUGGAGCAAAAUCCACAAAGAAUUGUAUCGCCUCAAAGAAAACAUUGAGGAUGACAAAGUUCAAAAGGAACAGAAACUGAUUGAAAAACGACAAGAACAGGUCAAUGUUUCCUCCAGUGAACCAAUGAAAAUGUUCAUUGAAAGCCUCUCAACUUUGUUAGGAAAUGAAAAGGAUUAUUUCUUGAAAUGGACUCAGAUCUUAAUAGAUGCCCUCUCCACAGACAACCUCUCUUCAAUCCUCCAAACCUAUGAUACAAAGUGGGCUGAGGUCUUGGCCUUGAAGAAGAGGCAUGACAAGACUGAACUUCUGAAAACAAAGCAAACUGAGCUUGAUAAAAUAUCAACAAAACUACAGUCAGCAACGUUUGGCUUGGAGCACAUCUUCAGAGAAAUGGGACAGAUCUAUGAAGCCCAUGAAUCUCUGCAGAAACCCACAAAGAGUGGACCGACUGACUGGUCUAAAUACCCUGAGCUGGCUGCAGAGCUGAUGAUAUCAGGACACCCAAUGGAGCUGAUGGAUGGUGAUGCAGGUCAUGUACCUCUAACAUGGAUCUCUGGUCUUUUAGAGGAAGUCAUCAAGAAACUGGGCGACAAGAGAGUCUUUGUUCUGUCAGUGUUAGGCAUACAAAGCAGUGGAAAAUCAACAAUGCUGAAUGCCAUGUUUGGGUUACAGUUUGCAGUGAGUGCUGGCAGAUGCACCAAGGGUGCCUUCAUGCAGCUGGUCGAAGUGUCCGAGGAGACGAAGAAAGAUUUUAAGUUUGACUACGUACUAGUGGUGGACACUGAAGGACUGCGUGCUCUUGAGUUGGAAGGUAAUGCCACUCUUCAUCACGACAAUGAACUGGCAACAUUUGUUGUUGGUCUGGGUAACAUGACACUGAUCAACAUCUUUGGAGAGAAUCCAGCUGAGAUGCAAGAUGUUCUGCAGAUUGUUGUUCAGGUUUUCAUGAGGAUGAAGAAGAUUAAACUUUCUCCAAGUUGUUUGUUUGUUCAUCAGAAUGUUACAGAUAUUGCUGCUGCAGAAAAAAACAUGGAUGGAAAGAGACGGCUGCAAGAAAAACUGGACAAUAUGGCCAAACUAGCAGCUAAAGAAGAGGGCUGUGAUGCAGAGUUCUUCAGUGACGUCAUUGCAUUUGAUGUGCAGAAAGAUGUGAAAUACUUUGCCCAGCUUUGGGAGGGAAGUCCACCUAUGGCUCCUCCGAAUCCAGGUUAUAGUGAAAGUGUCCAAGAGCUGAAGACCAUCAUCCUCUCCAAAGCUAAAGAGUGUGCUGGGAUCACUCUCUCACAGUUCAGAAGCAAAAUUCAGGACCUGUGGAAAGCCCUGAUGAAUGAACAGUUUGUUUUCAGCUUCAAAAACACACUUGAAAUAGCAGUGUACAGAAAGCUUGAGGUUGAGUAUGGAAACUGGACCUGGAAACUGAGGAGCAACAUGCUAGACAUUGAGAACGAGCUUCAUACCGAAAUUCAAAAUAGAAAACGUGAAACGGUUGAACUCACUUACCUUCAGCAAAAAGUGAACACAACCUAUGAAGAAAUCAAAAAAGAAAUGAGAAAAUACUUUGAUGAUGACAGGGACAAAGACAUGUUGGUUCAGUGGCGAGGUCGAUUUGAAGACAAAAUCAAAGAGUUUCGUGAUGAACUAGUGAAAGGAGUGAAAAGAAAACUGGAUGAAGUCAUCCAGCAGAAAAAGGCUGUAAAAAGCUUGAGUGACUUAGUUACACAACUAACUGCAGAUACAAAACCUAUUGAGGACAUCAACUAUGAUGAAGAUCAGUUUACUGUCCUUCAGAACCUGGGUUUUGAAUGGUCUCUUUUUAAUGAAUGCAAAAUGAGUGGCAAGUACAAAACAAUGUCACUUGCUGGUGAUUUAAGUCAUUAUGUCUCCUUCACUACAAAAAUAAAAACUUUCUUCAUGGGGCCUUUUCAGCCACUGAUCAAAACCCUGAUUGAUGAUGUUGAAGAACAGACCAUAAACAAAAUCAAGCAAAGACCCGUUGCUUCAACAGGCUACAGUUUAACUUACCUGCAAGAAGCUGCCAACACUGUCAAACAAAAAGUGACUGACUUUGAAUCAAAGAAGAAAUAUGCUCUAAAGAAGGAGUUUACAGUUGAUCUCUCGCUGUAUGUAUUUCACAGAGCACGGACAUGGAUUUCAGAAUCGCACAAGGAAUUCAAAAUGAACAAUGAUGCACAUUCUUAUGUAGACAGUAAGAAAAUGCAAUAUUACGAUGUUUUCCGCAACUUCUGCAAAGGAAGCUCAUCUGCUGUUGUGCUUGGAGAACUGAUCUGUGACAAGCUGAAGAGUGCCGUUGUCGAGGCCGUCUCCAACAAGGUUGCCAAAGAUCUAACUGAUACCAUGAAGAGCAGUUACCCAGCAUUCAAUGGGAACAGGUCAGACUUGGAGAAACACAUGUUGAAGUCACUUGCAAAGAAAGGGGACUUCAAUAGUUUUAUUACUUACAUCCAACAACCAAGGAACCACACAGAGACGUAUAUAAGAGAAGAAGUACAGAAAUACAUCUCCACAAAAGAGGGAAAAGAGACGGGCAUGAAAAUACUCAGGAAACAUUUGGACGACAUCAAAAAUCUUGUGAGUCUAGAUUUAUAUAAUGCAACAGAGAAAGUCAAAACCAGCAGAGGUGACACAGACAUGUGGAUGGAGGAAUUUUCCAGUUUGCUUCAAGCUAAGCUAACAUUCAACACCAUCUGCUGUAAAAACUUCAGUGACUUGAAAAGUUUUGACUUUCUCAAAGAAGAGAUAGACAAUGGUCUUGAAUCCAUCGUAAAGGAGCUGAGAAGCCUCUCACUGGAUGAAAUGCAGGAAUCCAGGAUGAAGCCUGAUCAAAUCCUCAUUGAUCAGCUUUGUAACUGCUGCUGGGUAAAGUGUCCAUUCUGUGCAGCUGUUUGUACCAACACACUCAAAGAUCACAGUCCUGACAAACAUAAAGUCACUUUCCAUCGCCCCUCUGGGAUUACAGGAUUUCACCGUAGAGGCACAAAGGACCUGGUCAUUAAUUUCUGCACUACAUCUGUUGCUAGUGAUAACAGUUUCUUUCCCAGUUCUGAUUCAGAAGUCAGCUUUCCUUAUAAAGAGUAUCACAAGGGUGGGAAGAAAUUCGCUUCAUGGGAAAUUACUCCUGAUGAGUCAAAACUGGCAUACUGGAAAUGGUUUGUCUGCAAAUUUCAAGAGGAACUGGAGGCCCACUACAACAAGAAGUUCCAGGGCAGAGGAAAAAUUCCCAUUGAGUGGAACAAGCACACAGAACAAGAAGCUGUUGACAGUUUGGAUAGAUUGUAAAACUUCUUAGU
Gasterosteus aculeatus aculeatus (three-spined stickleback) is the source of this 4944-nucleotide messenger RNA. RefSeq names its product interferon-induced very large GTPase 1-like. Gene Ontology annotation, molecular function: GTP binding. The record is from RefSeq and is a predicted model, not a curated record. NCBI's taxonomy places the organism in Eukaryota, Metazoa, Chordata, Actinopteri, Perciformes, Gasterosteidae.